AUGGAAUUGCUGUUGAAAUAUAAUGCAGAAUUAAAGGAUUGCGUGAAAAAUUUAUUAGCACAAUCGGCAUCGAAAAAAUUAACGAAGUCUUGUCCAACAGUCAAUGAAAACAGUAAAAGUAACUUGUUAGUACGAAAAUUGAUGAGAAUUUCUGACAAACAAAGUCAGGCCGAAUCUUGCGGGAACAGAUACGAUUGCACAGUGAAAAAGUUUGCAUCGUAUAUUUUCAUGAUUGGUGGAAGAUUGUCGUACGAAACGUUAUGCGCGAACUUGCCUCUACCAUCCCCCUCAUCUGUCAGUCGGUAUUUGUUAGAAAACGGACCAGACAUCAUUGAAGGGCAGCUUCGAUUGCAGGAAUUGAAAAAUUACUUAAUCAAGGCCGACCUGCCUCUAGUCAUAUGGGUAAGCGAAGAUGCGACGCGUAUUACUGGCACCGUGCAAUAUGACCCAAAAACUAACCAAUUAAUUGGGUUGGUAUUACCAACAGAUAAAAAUGGAAUGCCUAAGUGCAAAUCUUUCAUGGCAACGUCACCAAAAGUAAUGGAAGAAACGAUGCAAAAUAUUCCAAUUGCUUCUUUGGCGUACACAAUUAUGGCACAGCCUUUACAAAAAAAUGCGGCGUCAUUUUGUCUGUGCAUAUUUGGAACCGACAAUAAAUUCACAGCCGAACACGUGCUUAACAGAUUCCAAUUUAUUUACGAACAAUGUCAGCAAUUCGGAAUAAGAGUAUUAGGAUUUUCUUCGGAUGGUGAUCCAAGAUUGUUAAAAGCGAUGAGGAUUGAAAGCCAAAUAGGUAUUUCGAAUCUUGAUUUACUCUUUGGUAAAGAAAAUUGGACAUGGUUCAACAGUGAAUUUUGCAGUGAGUACUUUGUUUGCCAGGAUACUGUACACAUUGGUACAAAGCUAAGAAAUCGCUUCAUCAAAAACUCAAUUGUUCUGCCGAUGGGAAACAAUAUAGCGACUGUUAGUCACCUGAAACUAUUGAUACAGUCACAAUCUAAAGACAAACACCAGAUAACUUAUUCUGACUUGGACCCAAAGGAUAAAAUGAAUUUCCCUUCUGUUCAAAAAAUAUGUCAAGAAAAUGUCAGAAAAUUACUCAAUGAUACAGUACCUGGCAGCGAAGGAACAUGUCAGUAUUUGAAAAUACUACAUAACACCGUAGUUUCAUACAUCGAUUCUGAAUUAACGCCGUUGGAAAGAAUAUUUAGCAUCUGGUAUUCUGUGUUUUGUUUAAGGAUGUGGCGUGCAUGGAUUUCGGCAAAUGACAGUUACACUUUGGGCAAAAAUUUUAUAACUUCCAACUGUUACACAUGCAUUGAAAUAAAUGCUCAUACGCUUAUUGACGUCAUCAUACGCCUGAGAGAUUCGGACCAACCAGAACUCUUCCUGCCAUCUUUAUAUAGUAGUCAACCAUGUGAAAGCUUUUUCCGACAAGUCCGUUCAAUGUCAUCCACGUACUCGACUAUUGUCAACUGCAGCAUGAUGGACAUCAUUCAUCGUCUCAAUAGAAUUCAAGUACAAAAUGAAAUCAUCAUCGAAGAGUCAGAAAAUAUUAUAUUUCCAAGAUUUAGGGAGAGAAAAAGUGUAAUCAAUGUCAACACAUAUCCACUACCUUCUAAUCAAGAAAUACAGAAAACCGUUGAAGACGCGAAAUGUCGAGCUAUUGAAGAUCUCGGGAACCUUGGUAUAUUUUUCAACAAUAUCUUAUGUACACUGCCUUUUUCUGCAAAGUCUAUUCAACUAGACUCAGACGACGAAUCUGACAGCGAAGAAAUCAGCGAGGAAACGGAGAGCGCAAAUGAAGACACUAUAUCUGCAGAACUUGAACAUGAUAUGAUUACGUUGCAGUCUGUAACAGGAACUUUGGAACUCAAAAAUUACUCCACCCAAACAGUUCAACUAAAUGAAACGAGUCCAUUUGCAGUCGUGCGUGAUUCGUCGCAAGCCGAAUACGUCGUUAGAAAAUCGUCCAUUUGUUGGCUGCUUAAUAAAACCAAGCACCGUUUAAGUAGCGACAGACUUCAGAGAGUACGAGAAAUCGAACUGCCGCAUUUGUCCAAGAAGGAAUCAGCUACUAGAUCAAAUACUGUCGAAGAGAAUCCGGAAAUAAGUAUAGGGACAUGGAUGCUUUUUAGAGAAGACACUGAGGCAGAAACGAAAUACAGAGUAGGCCUUGUUCUUGGAUUCGUCUAUCUAACUGGAAAAACAGACCCACAAAGAGAAUACUCCAGAUUAAGCGCUGACGUCAAUAAUGAAAGUAUUGGCGUACUAUGUACCUGGUAUAGAUUAAUAAGUUCUAGUCUCCGUCCGGCACCAGUGGGGUCACAUGAUUACAAAUGCAUUUCUGGAUAUAUGCGAACUUUACCAACACCACAGAUAGUUGAUGGGCAUAUUUUUUAUUCGGAUUUAGUUUUGAAACUAAUCCUCGAGAUUAUUCCUACAACUUCACUCCAAGGUAAAGAUGCAAAUAUCGGAAAUUUUGUGCUGAUCGAAUUUCUCACCAAAAAAACCAAAAAAUACUACAUCGGCGUUGUUAAAAGUAUCCAAUCAAGAGACAGAGAUUGCGAGGAAGAUUAUGAAGUCAAAUUCAUGCGAAAAGUGACGAAUUCGUCGAGCUCCAUAUUCGUUUUUCCAGAUGUGGACGAUACAAGUUAUGUAACAGGAGAUCAAAUAAAGCUAAUUCUGAGCAACCCGAAAAUUGACCGAAGACGUCAUCAUGUAUUCAGUGAUUCUGAUUUGUUAGAGUACGCUGUGAUUUAAAAGUUAAUUGAAGAUCGUCUCAAUUGCUAAAAAAUAUAUAUAAUUAUGUAUCGUUAACCUCUCCAGAGUACUAUUAGCAUAAAUAUACAGAGAAUAUUAUUAUAAUAUAUAAAUUAUGGUUGCGUUGAAUUAUUCUUUACUAUAUUUAAAGGUUGAUUUGCAAAUUUUAUUAUGAAAUUUAGAGGGUAAAAGAGGUUAUAAAAAAAUAGUUGCAAUAAACUAUUUAAUGUAAUUCAAGCAAGACUUCAGGGAUGCAAUUAAUGACAGUGAGACAAAAACCAUUGUUAAUAGGUAUACUGAGAAAUACUCAUCUUACAGUAAUAUAAUGUGUAUCUAUAUAAAUAUAUAAUAGUCAUGUAAUAGUCUUGUAAUAGUUGUAUAAUUAGUAUGCAAUAGUCAUGCAAUGGUCAUGUAAUUCAUGUAAUACUAUGUGUAAUACAUAUGCAAUACGUAUGUAAUACUUGUGCACUAUCUGUGGAAUACGUGCAAUACUUAUGGGAUACUUAUGCAAUACAUGCAAUACUAUUGUAAUCCCUAUGCCAUACAUGUAAUACCAGUGUAAUAACUAUGUAAUAUGUGAAAUACAUAUGCAAUGGUGUCAUACUUGGGACAGUCA
This is a messenger RNA of Neodiprion fabricii, 3379 nucleotides long. RefSeq lists its product as uncharacterized. The transcript is spliced from 3 exons. The record is from RefSeq and is a predicted model, not a curated record. The coding region runs from base 1 to 2763 and encodes 920 amino acids. NCBI's taxonomy places the organism in Eukaryota, Metazoa, Arthropoda, Insecta, Hymenoptera, Diprionidae.